UAAUACCUGACCAGCGCCAGUAAACACGACGAACGACGUAAACGAAUGAACAAGCUUUAAUAAUGAAACGUAGUCGCAAGAUGGCCGACCAAUAACAACAGUAAUGAACAGGCGUCACUGGCGCGGGCGCGCGCGCAUGACAGGCACAAAUGUCCGCGGGCACAACGGGCUCGCUGGCGCAGGAGAUCAUAAGGUGCUCGUUGAUUUGAUUAUUCUCUCAAAGAAGAUGUCGUCAUGUUUUGUGUUUCAGGUUGAAGUCAACCCACUGACGUACUUCGAGAACGUACAAAAGCAUUACCAACUCAACAGAAAAGUUAUUUUGAAUUUGCGCGGUACAAAACCUAAAUGCCAAUCGUGGAACAUGAGAUACACCACACAGAAUGCACAGUACACUCCAUCAUGCAAUAAAAUAGGUGUUGCAGUAGGUCUGUUACAACCACCAUUGUACCACAGCGACUUUCCAAGUGCAAUUAACUUUGGUAGCAUUGGUAUGGCCACAGGUCACGAAAUCACGCAUGGGUUUGACGCUUCAGGGGCGAUGUACAACAAAGAUGGAAACGUAAAAUUGUGGUGGACUAAGGACACCUUACAAAAGUUUGAAAAAAAGACCAAAUGUAUGGAAAAACAAUACUCAAAGUUUUUGGUCUAUGGACACCAUCUCAAUGGAAAGCAAACAUUAAAUGAGAAUAUUGCUGAUAAUGGUGGACUGAGAAUAGCCUACGAGGCUUAUUCUAAAUGGUUACAAACUCAAGGUCCAGAUUUGACUCUACCAACGAUCAGCUUAACCCCAAAACAGCUGUUCUUUUUAUCAUUUAGUCAAACAUGGUGUUUGAAGAACACGAAAAGCGCUUCCAUCUACGCCCUUUUUACUGAUGAGCACAGCCCUUCAAAAGCCAGAGUAAACUACGUUUUGAGCAAUAUGAAGGAAUUUUCAGAUGCAUUUAAAUGUGCCAAGGGAUCGCCAAUGAAUCCCGAGAAGAAAUGCAUAGUGUGGUAGAGUGAAGUCAUUAAACCCGUAAAAUAGAUAUUAGACUAACACACAUUAGUAGACCCUGAUUUCAUUGUCUUCUUUUGUGUCUAUUUGACUAUUACACGUUGACUAAUAUUUUUUAUUUCACGGGUUAAAAGCCUUCUCUCUAAACCGCAAACUUGCAGCUUAUUUAGUCUUUGCAAUUGUUUACAAGUCUGGGAAACAAUUCUUGAUUAUUUAUAUUUAUUCGGGUCUGAUGGGAGAUGUUUUGGGCUUUUUUUAUAUUGAAUAUUGCUUGAAACCGUUUGUCAAAUAGUUCAAAUGGAAAUUAUUUUAGAUCUUCAAAGAAGGUGGGGUUAAAAAAAUAGAGGGUAUAUUUUUGUAAAGUCAUUGCUUUGAUUGUAAUUUUGUACCUUGUGUAAACUUAACAUUGAAAUAAAAUAAAGAGAUCAAUGACAUUCCA
Actinia tenebrosa (Australian red waratah sea anemone) is the source of this 1433-nucleotide messenger RNA. Its product is annotated as endothelin-converting enzyme 1. The record is from RefSeq and is a predicted model, not a curated record. Gene Ontology annotation, molecular function: metalloendopeptidase activity. Gene Ontology annotation, biological process: protein processing. Gene Ontology annotation, cellular component: plasma membrane. Lineage: Eukaryota; Metazoa; Cnidaria; Anthozoa; Actiniaria; Actiniidae.